Orycteropus afer afer is the source of this 2850-nucleotide messenger RNA. Lineage: Eukaryota; Metazoa; Chordata; Mammalia; Tubulidentata; Orycteropodidae. The record is from RefSeq and is a predicted model, not a curated record.
AUGGAAAUCAAAGAAGAAGGAACAUCAGAGGAAGGCCAGCACUUUCUUCCCACUGCCCAGGAAAAUGAUACUGGGGACUUCCAGUUCACGAGUAUUCAGAAGACCCCAAAUGAACCACAGUUGGAAUUCAUCCUUGCAUGCAAGGAUCUUGUGGCUCCUGUCCGUGAUCGGAAGCUGAAUACACUGGUACAGAUCUCAGUAAUUCACCCCGCCGAGCAGAGUCUGACAAGAUACUCAAGCACGGAAAUUGUGGAGGGAACAAGAGACCCACUGUUUCUGACUGGUGUCACAUUCCCAUCUGAGUACCCCAUCUAUGAGGAGACCAAAAUAAAACUAACAGUCUAUGAUGUCAAGGAUAAGUCUCAUGACACUGUCCGAACCAGUGUCUUACCUGAACAUAAGGAUCCCCCACCAGAGGUUGGGCGAAGCUUCUUGGGCUAUGCCAGUUUUAAAGUCGGGGAGCUUUUAAAGUCAAAGGAGCAACUGCUGGCCCUGAGCUUGAGAACUUCAGAUGGUGGCAAAGUUGUUGGCACCAUAGAAGUCAGUGUCAUGAAGACGGGAGAGAUAGAAGAUUGGGGAACUGACCAUAUCACGACAGAUGUGCAGGGACAAAAGUGUGCAUUGGUAUAUGAAUGUACAGCCCCAGAAAGUGUGAGCGGAAAAGAUAACUUACCUUUUUUGAAUGCAGUGUUAAAGAAUCCAGUGUGUAAAUUAUAUAGAUUUCCUACCUCUGAUAAUAAGUGGAUGCGAAUCCGGGAGCAGAUGUCAGAGAGCAUACUUUCUUUUCAUAUUCCUAAGGAAUUGAUCUCCCUUCACAUAAAAGAAGACUUGUGUCGAAACCAGGAAAUAAAGGAACUUGGUGAGCUUGCUCCACACUGGGACAAUCUAAGGAAAAAUGUCCUUAGUCACUGUGAUCAAAUGGUGAAUAUGUACCAAGACAUUCUGACAGAACUGAGCAAGGAAACAGGGUCCUCUUUCAAAUCAAGCAGCAGCAAAGGAGAGAAAACAUUAGAAUUUGUUCCAGUAAAUUUACAUCUACAAAGAAUGCACGUGCACCGCCCUCACUUGAAAGAUGCCCUCUAUGAUGUCAUCACUGUGGGAGCCCCAGCUGCCCAUUUUCAGGGAUUUAAGAAUGGUGGUCUUCGGAAACUACUCCAUAGAUUUGAAACAGAAAGAAGAAAUACUGAAUACCAGUUUAUUUACUAUUCACCUGAAAACACAGCCAAAGCAAAAGAAGUUCUCAGCAACAUCAAUCAACUACAACCUCUUAUAGCAACCCAUGCAGACUUACUGCUUAAUUCUGCAAGCCAGCAUUCUCCAGACAGCUUGAAGAAUUCUUUAAAGAUGCUUUCCGAAAAAACAGAGCUUUUUGUACAUGCCUUCAAGGAUCAGCUGGUCAGGAGUGCUCUUUUAGCACUCUACACUGCCAGGCCAGGUGGCGUCCUUAAGAAACCACCCACUCCUAAAAGCAGCAUUGAGGACAGCAGUUCCCAGGACCAACCCCCACCAAUGAGAAGGCAGGACUCCAUACCACAUCAUUCAGACUAUGAUGAGGAAGAGUGGGAUAGGGUGUGGGCCAGUGUGGGGAAGAGCCUGAACUGCAUUAUUGCCAUGGUGGAUAGACUAAUUGAAGGAGAUGGUUGUAGUGAAGGCAGUGGCGGCAGCAACAAAGAUGAAGAAAAGGACCCUUCUCAAGCAAACUCCAUCAUAUCUCACCCAAGAGAGAACUGGUAUGAACAGUUAUAUCCCCUCAUCCUUACCCUGAAGGACUGCAUGGGAGAAGUGGUGAACCGAGCUAAGCAGUCGCUGACAUUUGUGCUCCUUCAGGAACUUGCCUACAGCUUGCCUCAGUGUUUGAUGCUGACCCUAAGAAGAGACAUUGUCUUCAGUCAAGCACUUGCUGGAUUGGUCUGUGGCUUUAUCAUCAAAUUACAUACAAGUUUUCAGGACCCUGGCUUCUUAGAGCAGCUUCACACAGUCGGAUUGAUAGUACAAUAUGAAGGACUGCUAAGUACAUACAGUGAUGAAAUUGGAAUGCUAGAGGACAUGGCUGUUGGCAUUUCAGAUUUGAAGAAAGUAGCAUUUAAAAUAAUUGAAGCCAAAUCUAAUGAUGUCUUACCAGUUAUAACAGGAAGACGAGAACAUUAUGUGGUAGAGGUCAAACUUCCGGCUACAGUAUUUGAGUCGCUGCCUCUUCAGAUUAAAGAAGGACAAUUGCUUCAUGUAUACCCAGUACUUUUUAAUGUUGGAAUCAAUGAACAGCAAACUCUUGCUGAGAGGUUUGGAGAUGUCUCUUUGCAAGAAAGUAUAAAUCAGGAAAACUUUGAACUUCUAAAAGAAUACUACAAGAUGUUUAUGGAAAAGAUGCCUCCUGAUUAUAUUUCCCAUUUUCAAGAACAAGAUGACUUAAAGGGAUUACUAGAAAAUCUCCAUCAAAAUAUUCAAGCCAAAAAAAGAAAGAAUGUAGAAAUCAUGUGGCUGGCUGCAACGAUUUGCCGCAAACUAAAUGGCAUUCGUUUCACCUGCUGUAAAAGUGCCAAAGACAGGACAUCAAUGUCAGUAACACUUGAACAGUGUUCAAUUUUGAGAGAUGAGCACCAGUUGCACAAGGACUUCUUUAUCCGGGCCCUGGAUUGCAUGCGAAGAUGGACUCACGCCCACCAGCACAAGAUAGGCUCCCUGUUCCCAGCAAGGAAUGUCGUGGAACACCCUAAAGGGGAAUGCUUCUUAUCUGGCAUGUCAUUAGCUUCCACUUUCCUUUUAAUAUCUGCAGGCUUUCAGUGGGGACAGGUGAAGUUUGCCUGCAUUCAUUCUAUGUCUGUAUGUUUCCCACUAAUGAGAGGUUUCUGA